GUCCGUUCUCUUUUAUAGGUCAGCCUUCUGAGCCGUCCCCGCGAUGGAGCGUGAGCUGUACAGGUACCCCUCAUGCAGUCUGUGCGUAUGUGUGACAUUGUCCGUCUGGGUGUGUGCGCUGAUGGCGUCAAGUGGUGCUGACUGCUGUGAUUGGUGCUGCAGGUGGCUGCAGUCCCUUGACCUUUCCUACUCGGUCAAAAACGUCAGGAGGGACUUCUCAAAUGGUGCAGUGCACACCCAUUCCAUUCAGCCCCACGUGGGCACAGGGAAUGAGCAUUGAGAGGCCUGCCUGUCUGCUGUGUGUAUUCCUUUUCCUUCGUGUGCCAGGUUUCCUUGUUGCUGAGAUUUUCUCCCGCUAUUACCCGCAGGAUGUGACGCUGCACUCGUACGACAACGCCUCCAAGCUGGCGGCCAAGAACAACAACUGGGAGCAGCUCUACAAGUUCUUCAGGCGGAAGAACAUCCCACUCAACAAGAGCGACUUCGAGCCCGUCAUCUACUCGGCACCUGGUCAGUCAGUCAGCAGCCACACCCACCAUUCAUUGGCAACACAGAAGUCACAACAGUAUGGUCCUUUUCUCUGCGCAUGGUCGUAUCGCAGGUGCGGCCAUCAUGCUGCUGAACAAGAUAUACAACUUCCUCACCAAAAGGGCAGCCGACCGGUUCCAGGCGGAAGACAUCAUCGGCAAGACCCUCCAGGACCCCUUGCUGCUGGCCACUGCCAACCUGAGGGGCGCCCCGGUGACGGACGAACAGCCCCUCUACGCCAAACCCACCGCCUCGACACUGCUCAGAGACGCCGAGAUCAACCGAAUCGAAGACAAAGAGAAAAUGACGGCCAGGGCCGAACAAGUUCUGCAGGCGCACAACGAGGUUUGCAAGAGAGAUCUGUCGGAAGCGGUACUAGACUCCUUUGUGUCUCUUGCACGCUCAGAAUUUGUCCUACGAGAGGAGCAACGAGCGCAUGUUGCAGAGUAUGAGGCCGCGGAUUCAGCAGCUGGCUGUGGCGGCAGCGCGAGCCCCCUCGUCCAAGGCCAUCAGCCCAGAACCCGACAUCACCAAUGUCGAAAUCAAGGAGGUACACCUGGAGGCAAGACAGCGUUUCGUCUCUAUUGAUUGGAUUCAUGGAUGCUGUUUGGCCUGCCUGCAGGUGGAGGUAGCGUCUAUUGCGCAGGGCGGCACCAUAGCACAGCUGAGGGCGCAGAAAGACCUGCAGCAACAGACUAUCAAGUGGGAGGGAAUGGAGAAGCGGAGAUUUAUGGGAGAGCACCUGCAUGUGUAUGCAUGUCGUGUCGUCAGAUCCCGUUCAUCUCAGAGGGGAAGAGAGUCGGCACUGGGCAACAUCGAGGUGACACAAUGACACAAUAACGCCAGAUACAGAGAGAUACAUGUGUCUCGGUGUCUGUGUGUGUCCCUUCCUGUGCCUGUGCAGUCCAUGGCGCAGGCCGCCCCCGUCCCACAGGCCAUCAGUAAGGGGCAAGAUAGUUUGAUCGAAUCAUUUGCUGGCAAGGGUGGGGUGAGAGUUGGGUGUUGGCUGUCCUUCAGCUGUGAAGCCCGUGCAGUCGAUUCUGAGUGCACUCAUGAGGCCGGCCCUCAGAGAACACCCUGGUGUGUGCGUCAUACACAUAGAGCUGCAUCAAGAUAGACCAGUGUGUGCUGUGCUGUCUGGUCUGUCAGAUGUCCAGAAGGCCCUCGAUCCCCGGAGGGACGCCUUCUCCUCUUUCAUGGAGAUAUGUGCCAGCGCAUUCCCUGAGAGUCAGUCAGAACGGGCCGAUAAACAGACCACACAUACACAUACACACACACACACACACACAUCACCUUUUGUUUCCUUGUCUGUCUGCAGAUGUGUGUGUGGGUGUCUUCGACACCGUUGCGAGCAGGGCGUCGCUGCUCACCGAUUCCCUCAUCAAGAGCCCCACUGUGAGAAUGAUUGCAAUCACAGUUGACGAACUCAUGGGUUCUCGACCUUUCUGCAUGUAUGUAUGCCUCCAUUUUCAGGAGUUCUGGAAAGCUUGGACCCUCAUCUACCCUGGUAAGCAAGACUAAAACACACAAUUGAAGAAACAGGGAGUAGAUAAUCCAUUCGACAGAGUCUCUUCGCCCGUGCAUUUCCACACACACAUCACAUGUAUGUGCGCAGCCUUGUGGGAGUUCAGCGGGUCCUCGCCUGUGUUCGAGUCGAUCGUCUAUCUGCUCAAGCGCAUUGCAGAGUGUAUCAGAAACGCCGACCCGCUCCUCACACAGCAGGUGCCCAUCCACGCCUCCACGCUCACAGAAUCAAAUUCCCAGGACCCCUCGUUUCUUCCAUGUCAUGCAGUAUUUGAUGGACGUGAUCCUCCCGCAAGUGGCGCCGAUCCUGGCCGCAUCCCCAGGGAGGCGGGAGGCCUUGUGUGAGGUGCUGUACGCCUAUGCACAGGAGACACCCGCCGCACACCUCGCUCUCCUCAGGGGACUCAAAGUCAGUCGCAUCACGAUAGAUACGCAAGUAGCGACCGACCGGGAUGGCUUCUCUUGUGUUGUGUGUUUGGUUGUGGACACAGGACAAGCUUGCGAGCGUGGCGUCGUAUAUUCUCUGUCUCUCAUUUUUCGUCCCUCUCGACGAGACACACAUGGUCAGAGCGAACAGAAUGUCCACGCGAAGCGAUCAAGGGCAGAGAGAGAGAUAUACGGGUUUGGCGCGUACGUGUGGCCAACGUCCGUAUCCGUGUGGUGUGUGUGCACAGGACGACCAUCUGCUCGAUUUGGCCCUUUACUAUGCCUUGAUCGGUCUGAGCCAGCCGCAGCCGUCUCUGCGCGUGGCGGGCCUGUCCAUCCUCAACGGCCUGGCCAACAUGAUGGGCGACCAAUAUGCCGCUAUCCUUAACCUGCUGCGUACAAAUGCACCGCCCCACAGACACGUACACUCUCGACGCACAUGUGUGUGUGUAUGUGUUUGCCACACACACCUACAGCGACCUUGAUGGAUCUGGGGAGCGAUGAGUGGUGGGAGGUGGAGGCCCAGCUGAUGGUCCUCACGUCCACCCUGCUGCUGAAGCUGUCCACCAACCACCCAGAGGUCACCCAACACCUCGCACACAAGUCCAUCGCGCCACCCCCGAUGCCGACACGCAGCGAGCAGCGGCGGGCGUCCACCACACCACCGCUGGCCCUUGCGGCGCCACUGGAUGUGGUGCUGGGAGAGGGGGAGGGGGAGGACGAGAUUGAGGCCAAGGAGAACGCCAUGAUGAUUGAGUAUGCCGAGCAGCUGCUCAUGCUCGUCGCGAGGACCUUCCAGCUCUCCAAAUCAAAGUGCGGACGUAUGUACGUGUGGAGUGAGUGGCUGGACCACCUGCUGGUGCUGUGCUGUUUCUCUCCUGUUUGGUUCAGGAAUGUGUUGCAGAUAGGAUUGUGUUGCCUUUGUCGGAACCUUGACGCCUUCCCCUCACUGGCCGACAUCUACAUCACAGUACGUACAGUCAGUGAGUCGACUCCCAUCCACGUUUGCUCACACACGUCUCGCUUGCCACAGGUGUUGCUGGCCCAUCCCGCCCCGAUGCGUCAGCGGCUGCUGAUGCCGCGGGGCGAGGGCGCGGAGACACAGGCGCCAAGGCUCGCAUACGUGAGUCAGCAGGAAGAUCGCGGUCGCUCUCCUGCUUCCAUCACAUCACAUGACAUUGUCGUUUGUUUGUCUGUGUGUGUCGUGCAGGUGAUGGGUGCGGCGUCUCGGCUGUAUGAGGAGCCAUACCUCCCCGCACUCUGGUCUGUCGGCCUCACCUAACACGCAGGCGCCGCCCACACAGAUUGAAUCUUGAUUGAACGAAUGAAUGAUCGGACUUGCAGGCCGUCGCUGAAGGUGGCCAAGGCGUUCUGCUCACAGGCAAGUCAGACCACCACGCCACGCCUCACGCAAAGCCACCUGUUUGUCGUCCAUGUGCACAGCUGGAGGCCCGAUCGCUGACGCAUUUCGAGUUGGAGCACCUGGAGGUCCUCAUCGCUACGCUUCCAGAAGACGGUAAACAGGGCGAGACACGCAGAGAACCUGUGUCUCUGUCUGUCUGAUUUUAUCCGUCGAUCCAUUGAUCAGACUUCGCUGCGUCAAGUGAGGUGAUAUCCGACUGGCUUGACCUCUUCGACCGUCUCAAGGCAUACAUAUUCGUCGCUCUCAUCGAGGAGGACUUCCACGACCACGCCGCACAGAUCGUGAGUAUCCGUCCAUCCAUCUGUCCAUCGACACGAUGUGACACAGAGAUACAUAUGUCUGUCUCGUGUAUGUGUGUGGGACGCCCGGCAGAUAGCCAAGUUCUGGUUGAGUGGUGUGGAGGAGCUGCGGACGCCGGUGCUCGACGCGAGUCGGAAGACGCUGCUGCAGACGCUGAGGAUACUCUACAGCGAAGGCAUCGAGCGAUCAAAGGCACUGAUGGAUGGAUGGCUGGACGGGAGGGAGAGGGAGGGAGACACGCGUGGACGGUCGACGAUGCAUCCCUGUGUGUGUGUAUCAGGUUGCCGAGAGUGUGCUUGUUGAGUUCCUGCAGGACAUCCACAGCGAAGGUAGGACGGCAAAAGAACAGGAGCGGCUCAUGUCAUGUGUGGGCAUUUUCUCUUUCUGUUUGGUCCUGUCAGGUCCGCCCGUGUCUGAGCUGAUCGACGACGUGCUGCAGAUGUACAAAAAGGUAAUAAGAGGCAAGAAAGCGCUAGUAUAUGUGUGUGUGUGUGUGUGACCUGGUCUCUUCUUUCGUGUGCCCAGUCUGACCCCGAUGGCUUCGCCUCAACCAACCUGGUGCACUUCAUAUGAACAGCUGGGUACAUCUGUGUGUGUGUGUGUGUGUGUGUGCUCGUGGAUGGACGAAUGGGAUGUUGUGUGCCUGCGCGUAUCCAUGUUUGAAUGCCUCCUCCUCCGGAGACUCAUGCCCCG
Molecule: messenger RNA, 4894 nt
Organism: Vitrella brassicaformis
Lineage: Eukaryota; Vitrellaceae
Source: the annotation of a GenBank genome assembly